UAUAUCAGUUGGGAUUGCAGACUGUCUUGUAUCAGAAGAGCACAGUACGCAUGUUGCAGUGUAGCUAUAGCCUACUGUCUUGGCUUGGCAAAUGUUACUGUUCUCCUGAUUACUAAACUUGCUCGGCCUUUAUCCGCUAGAUUCUUAACCUCGACCAGUCUGAGUUAGAGGAUACUUUCUGGCAGUGCCUUUAAAUGCCAGUCAUGUUUACUGUAGUGAUGGGAAGUAUGACAUUUCCGCCAAUCGGUUCUUUCGAACAGUUCGUUUCACAGAACCGGUUCAAAAAAACUGAUUCAGUGAUUAUUUUCGCUUUAUACGAAAAUAGUGCAGUAUGUACGUAUACCUGUUGAUAUUUAUCAUAGCUCCAUCAAUCAAAUCUCUUGUUAUCAGUUCACUCACCCCUUCUCGACUCAUUACAAAUUGGACAUGUUCUAAAAUACAGUGAACAAGUUCAACCGAUUGAAAAGAUCCGACUCGAACGAAUGAUUCGUUCGUGACGGACAGCGCUAAUGUCAAACUACCGGAGGUGGUGAUUGUGUGUUGAGCUUACUAACAUACGGAUACAACUCCUGACGGAGUGAAGGGGUUGUUGACUUCCUGAUCUUCACAGCAUUAAGGACGUUCUAAAAUAAGGAGGGCAAUCAUGACAGCUAAACAAAUAAGAGUGAUGGUCCUCAAUGACAUGGAGAAACUCGACAGGACUCUCUUCCGUCUGGAGCAAGGGUAUGAGCUCCAGUUUCGUCUGGGCCCCACUCUUCAGGGGAAGCACGUGCAUGUUCACACCAACUACCCUGCAGAAGGGGAGCGAUUUGAGCGCCACAAGUUCCGCGCCUUAGACUGGAUUAACCCUACUGGAAGAGAGGAUGAUUCGGACAAGUUCUGCACCCUUGGCCUCAAGAUUUCAGGCUCUUACCAGUAUUACUUUGGCCAUGGAGAUAAGGAGAAGUCUGGUGGUGGGUAUAUUGUGGUGGACCCAGUGCUCCGGGUAGGGGCGGACAACCACGUCUUGCCACUGGACUGCAUCAGUAUCCAGACAUACCUGUCCAAAUGCCUCGGGCCCCUGGAUGAGUGGCUGGACAGGCUGAGAGUCACCAAAGAGACAGGUUAUAAUAUGAUUCACUUCACGCCAUUGCAGACGCUGGGAGAGUCUCGCUCCUGUUACUCUCUGGCCGAUCAACUAACGCUCAACCCAGACUUCUCUCCUCCUGGACAAACUUACACCUGGACAGACGUUGGCAACCUGUUGGAGAAAAUGAAGAAUGAGUGGAAUAUGCUUUGCAUCACGGAUGUGGUUUACAAUCAUACAGCUGCUAACAGCAAAUGGAUUAAGAAACAUCCCGAGUGUGGUUAUAACCUGGUGAACUCUUCCCAUCUGAAACCGGCCUGGGUGCUGGAUAGAGCCCUGUGGCACAUCACCUGUGCUAUAGCUGAUGGCAAAUACGAAGACAGGGGUCUCCCAGCCCUAAUCCAGAAUCACGAACACCUCCAUGCCAUUCGUGGAGUUCUCUGGCAGGAUGUGUUUCCUAAGAUUAAACUGUGGGAGUUCUUCCAAAUCAAAGUGGAACCGACGGUGGAGCAGUUCAGAGAUUUACUCCAAAGUGGAGCCAAACCUGAGAGGAGCAAGACUGAGGGCAAACAGCAACUGAAGAUCAUCCAGGACCCUCAGUACAGACGUUUUGGUAACACAGUGGACAUGAACUCUGCUCUAGAAACCUUUGUGCCCCAUGGCAACAGUCCUGGUGCCAUUGAGGAUUGCUGUAACUGGCUGAGGAGAAGACUGGAGGAAAUCAAUGGUGAACAGUAUCAUGAAAUUCGGCACCAUCAGGAGCAGGCUACUAACUGCAUUGAUGGAACUGUAAGCUAUGAAAGAAUAGCUGACCACGGACCCAAGUUGGGCCCCGUCACCAGGAAACAUCCUCUGGUUACUAGAUAUUUCACUUUCCCAUUUGAGGACGCAACUUUGGAACAGGAUCUGGAGCUGAUGAAUCAACCAGAAAAGUCAUGUCACUUCCUGGCCCAUAAUGGCUGGGUCAUGGGGGACGAUCCCCUGAGGAACUUUGCAGAGCCAGGGUCCAACGUCUACAUCAGGAGGGAGCUGAUCUGCUGGGGUGACAGCGUUAAACUGCGGUAUGGCAGUGGGCCUGAGGACUGCCCCUACCUGUGGGCCCACAUGCAGAAAUACACAGAGAUUACGGCCAAGCACUUUGUGGGAGUGCGUCUGGACAACUGCCAUUCAACUCCACUGCAUGUGGCUGAGUACAUGCUGGAUGCUGCCCGAACCCUCAGACCUGACCUGUACGUGGUGGCCGAGCUCUUCACAGGCAGCGAGGAGCUGGAUAAUGUCUUUGUAACUAGAUUAGGAAUCUCUUCACUCAUCAGAGAGGCGAUGAGUGCAGGAGACAGUCAUGAGGAGGGUAGGCUGGUAUACCGGUAUGGAGGGGAACCUGUGGGGGCUUUUCUUCAGCCCAGUCUCAGGCCUCUGGUGCCCAGCAUUGCCCACGCCAUGUUCCUGGACGUCACACAUGAUAAUGAGUGCCCUAUUCAGAUCCGCUCUGUAUAUGAUUCACUGCCCAGCUCUGCUAUUGUUUCUAUGGCCUGCUGUGCCACUGGUAGCACCAGAGGCUACGAUGAGUUAGUUCCCCACCAGAUCUCAGUGGUAUCAGAGGAGCGCUUCUAUAGCAAAUGGAAUCCUCAGGCUAAGCCUUCGUCCCCUGAAGAGGUCAACCUGCAGUCAGGAAUUAUCGCCGGAAAGCUGGCCCUCAACCGGUUACACCAGGAACUGGCAUCAAAAGGCUUCAACCAGGUGUUUGUGGACCAAGUGGAUGAGGACAUUGUGGCGGUCACCCGUCAUUGUCCCAGUACACACCAGUCAGUGGUGGCUGUGUGCCGCACUGCAUUCAAGAACCCCAAACAACAUCGCUACACAAACGAGGUUCCAUCAAUGUGCAUCCCAGGUAAGAUAGAGGAGGUGGUGCUGGAGGCGCGUACCGUGGAGAGGCAGGAGGGCUCCUACAUAAAAGAUGAGAGGAGCAUUAAUGGCAUGCCUGGGUACACAGUGGAGAUUAAAGAGCACAUCCAGCUGAAGGACAGUAAGGUGGUGCGGCAGGCUGGGGUGACGUCUCGAGGGCGCAGUGAAUAUGUGCAGGAGAUCGUGUUUGAGCAGCUGACGCCUGGAAGCGUUAUUGCUUUCAGGGUGAGUCUGGACCCCAAAUCUCAGGAGCUGGUUGGUGUGUUAAGGCACCAUCUCAUUCAGUUCAAUCCGCUGUAUAAAGCAGGAAGUCUGACUGAUCCAAACAUACCUGACAUACUGAAGAGUCCACUGACAGAGAUUAUGUCUAAGAUGACUCUGGCUGAUAUGAACGUUCUUCUGUUUCGCUGUGAUGCAGAGGAGAAGGAAAACGUAGGGGGCUGCUACAACAUCCCCGGCUGGAAGCCCCUCAAAUACGGUGGUCUGCAAGGUCUGUUGUCAGUGAUGGCAGACAUUCGACCCAAAAAUGAUCUUGGCCACCCGUUCUGUGACAACCUAAGACAAGGGGACUGGAUGAUUGACUAUGUGAGCAGUAGACUGAUAUCACAUGGGGGCACACUAGCCGAGGUGGGUCAGUGGUUCCAGGCUAUGUUUGCCUACCUGAAGCACAUCCCUCGCUACCUCAUCCCCUGUUAUUUUGAUGCCAUCCUGGUUGGGGCCUACACUACUGCACUUGAUGUGACCUUCAAACAGAUGUCAAGUUUUGUGCAGAAUGGCUCAUCUUUUGUGAAGCUGUUGGCUCUGGGAUCGGUCCAAAUGUGUGCCGUUGGACGUCUUCCAGCUCUUCCACCUCUCUCACCAGCCCUGAGUGAUGUGCCUUACCGUGUCAGUGAGAUCACAAAGCAGAAGGAGCAGUGCUGUGUUUCCUUGGCUGCAGGCCUACCUCAUUUCUCCUCUGGAAUCUUCCGUUGUUGGGGAAGGGACACAUUCAUCGCCCUGCGAGGACUAAUGCUGGUCACAGGCCGUCACUUGGAGGCCAGGAACAUCAUCCUGGCCUUUGCUGGCACAAUGAGACAUGGAUUGAUUCCUAACCUGCUGGGAGAGGGUGUAGGGGCGCGUUUUAAUUGCCGUGAUGCGGUGUGGUGGUGGCUGCAGUGCAUUCAGGACUACUGUACUAUGGUACCCAGCGGCACUGACAUCCUCCAAUGCCCUGUGUCCAGGAUGUACCCCACAGACGACUCUAAACCCCUGACAGCUGGCACUGUAGAUCAGCUGCUGUAUGAGGUCAUUCAUGAGGCCAUGGAGCGCCACAUGCAGGGUAUAGAGUUCAGAGAGAGGAACGCCGGACCACAGAUUGACUGCAACAUGAGAGACGAAGGCUUCAACAUUGUGGCCAAGGUGAACCCCGACACCGGCUUUGUGUAUGGUGGAAAUCGGUUCAACUGUGGGACCUGGAUGGACAAAAUGGGAGAGAGUGAGAAAGCCCGCAACAAAGGGAUACCAGCUACACCCAGAGAUGGAUCAGCGGUGGAAAUAGUGGGUCUAUGCAAAUCUGCCUUGCGCUGGCUGGUGGAGCUACAUAAACAAGGGCUCUUUCCUUACAAUAGUGUGGCCAUACACAAAGACGGCAAACAGCUGUCUAUGUCCUAUGAAGAAUGGGACAGAAAAAUCCAGCAGAACUUUGAGAAGAUGUUCUAUGUGUCCCAUGACCCAAAUGACCCCAAUGAGAAGCAUCCUGAGUUGGUUCAUAAGAGGGGGAUUUACAAAGACAGCUACGGCGCUUCCAGCCCCUGGUGUGACUACCAGCUCAGACCCAACUUUUCCAUUGCCAUGGUGGUGGCUCCAGAGCUGUUUACUGUGGAGCAUGCUUGGAAAGCACUGAACAUUGCAGAAGAGAAACUGCUUGGACCUCUCGGGAUGAAGACCUUAGACCCAGAGGACAUGGUUUACUGUGGCGUUUAUGACAAUUCUCUGGACAAUGACAACUACAACCUCGCCAGGGGCUUCAACUACCAUCAAGGCCCUGAAUGGCUCUGGCCUAUCGGUUACUUCCUCCGUGCAAAGAUCCACUUUGCAAAGAAGCUUGGAAAAGACACCUAUGACGAAACAGUGUAUUUGGUGAAGAAUGUCCUCUCUCGCCAUUAUGUCCACAUGGAACGGUCAUCAUGGAAGGGACUGCCAGAGCUCACUAAUGAGAAUGGCCAGUACUGCUCUUUUAGCUGUGAAACUCAGGCCUGGUCUCUUGCCACCGUGCUUGAGGUUCUUCAUGAUCUGUGAGCAGAGAUCAUGCACCCUUUUCUUCCACAAGUGUUUCUGUGUAAUCAUGUUUAUGUGCUGUUUACCUAAACAGAUGUGAGGACACGUUACAGCCCUGAAAUCAUAGCUGAAAGAGUGUAAAGUACAAAACAACUUCCCGUUCUUCAGAAUUAGUAUGAGAUUUCCUUGUUCCUCAUGUCCCCUCCCUUACUCGUCCAGCUUCAACUAGACUACUAGAGAUUGUGAGUUUGCCCUUUAUGUACUGUAGCUGAAUUGAGGUACGUCAUUAAAAUGUUGAUGUUAUUCUGCCAGAAUAUUCAGAACGUGUCUAGUGUAAUCUAUAAUUAGUUAAUGUGUAGUGUUUGUCCUACUUCUUUGCACACAAACGUCUUUCACACUGAUGUAAGUUUAGGAUGCAACUUUUGGAACUCACUAAAUGUUUUUGUUUGCAUGUUUCGAAAUGACUAAAUAAUUAGGAAAACUAAAAACGGAUAAAUGUGAAAUAAAAAGAAUGUUUAAA
Cyprinus carpio (common carp) is the source of this 5744-nucleotide messenger RNA. It is a transcript of the gene agla, whose product is annotated as amylo-alpha-1,6-glucosidase and 4-alpha-glucanotransferase a. Gene Ontology annotation, biological process: glycogen catabolic process; glycogen biosynthetic process. NCBI's taxonomy places the organism in Eukaryota, Metazoa, Chordata, Actinopteri, Cypriniformes, Cyprinidae. The record is from RefSeq and is a predicted model, not a curated record. Gene Ontology annotation, molecular function: 4-alpha-glucanotransferase activity; amylo-alpha-1,6-glucosidase activity.